CUCUAUGCUGCGGCAGAGACUAAGCAUGCGCAUGCGCGUGGCCCAGCUAUAUUUUGCGCUAGCCGUCGCUGGGCGUGUAUUGUGGUGUUUGCAGUGCCCAGGAGAAAGGAACUAUCAUCGUCCAUCAUGGUGCAAGAAUUCACAACAGAAGACAAACUCGAGUACCAGUUCAACCCUGUGACAUCAGGGGCCCUGCAUUUCAAGGUUAAGGCAGCAAAUGAUGCACACAUUGCUCUGACAGCUGGCCCAGCUGAAGGGGAUCCAAUGUAUGAGAUUUUUAUUGGAGGCUGGGGAAACUCUAAGACUGCUAUCAGGCGAAACCGUCAGAAACCAGACAAGGCACUGGCAGACACACCUGACAUCUUGAGUGAUGCAGAGUAUCGUGGCUUCUGGAUCCGCUGGACAGGCGGCUCUGUGGCUGUUGGCAAGGAAGGUGAAGUGACCCCUUUUGCGACCUGGGACGACCCUGAACCAUUUGGUAUUGGCUACUAUGGUAUUUGCACUGGCUGGGGAGCGUCUGGGUCCUGGCUCAUUGAAGGUGGUGCUGAGAUAACUACGGUGGACAAUUUGGAAUACAGUUAUCGCCCAGUGCCAGAGGGCGCAUUACACAUUGAGGUGCGUGCUCCCUCCAAUGCUCACAUUGCUCUCACAUCAGCCAAUCAUGAGACAGAACCAAUGUAUGAGAUUCUGCUUGGAGGUUGGGAGAACACCGCAUCUGUAAUUCGCUACAAUCGCCAGAAACCAGACAAGGUGCGGGUAGACACACCUGGGCUGUUGACCAACAGUGACUACAGUCGCUUCUUCAUAGAAUGGAAAAAUGGUCACUUGAAGGUGAAGAAGAAUGGUUCUGUGCUGAUAGAGUGGCAGGAUCCCAGCCCAUUUGGCAUUUCGCACUUUGGUGUGCGAACAGCGUGGGGUGCUCAGGGACACUGGAGGGUCAAAACACUUCACCCUAGUGCAGCGCCAGCAAGUCAGCCUGGCUGGAAUCUACCCACUGCACCCCCAUCUGGGGGUGCAGCCUGCUGGGUGGAUGCUCGAGGAAGUGAAAUACCCGCGAAUGCUGUACCUGGAGGCUUUGACAAUGAGCAGCUGUAUGUGGGACGAGCAAACCACGAGGGUGCCCUGAUCCCUGGAAAGAUUGUGCCUUCUCAUGGAGUAUGCUAUAUAGCAUGGGGAGGACAGGAGCAUGGGAAGGAGGAAUAUCAGGUGCUGACAGGGUGUGAGGCUGCAUGGCUGCCAUCUUCUGGUGGACAGUUGCCUGAAGGAGCUCUGCCAUCUGGUGAGACAGAAGACGGCGAGCCCCUGUUUGUGGGUCGAGCAUCUCACGAGGGAACCUUGACAGUGGGCAAGGUACAGCGAAGUCAUAAUGUAUGCUACAUUCCAUAUGGUGGUCAGGAACUGGCCUACCCUGAGUAUGAGGUGCUUGUUGCCAAAUAAUGGCCUCACCACAAGAUAGUUGUGGGUUCCUUUGCCACUUCUGUGUAACCACAGUGAUGUUUCCAUAUUGUUUCUGGAAAGGAGUUCUCCCUAAAUAGCAGCCUAUGGAAUAAGAUACUCUUCUGAAUAUUUGUAGAACAUUGAACAUAAACUCAUGAAAGUGUGGAUGAUGUGGUUGUCUCUGCAGUGGAAGUUGUCAGAGGAACCCAUAUCCUUGUUUCCUCAAUAUGACAUUAAUUAUGGGCCUUUAUUGCAUCUCUGAAGCUUGUUGUUAAUCAGAAUAAUGGCAAAUUAAAAUUAAUGGGAUUGAACCUUGUUAAUAACAUAUGCAGCUAUUUUUAGAUAUAUAUUGUGUAUUUUAUUAUAUGUAUUGAAAAUAGAUUGAAAUGAAGCCCUUAUCUCUCUUGUGUUGUAUUUUAUACCAACACUAAUUAAAAUGUUUUGCUUUUGUUAUAUUUAUAUAUUUUCUUCAGACUGUAAUAAAGUAUAAGCUAAUAUGAAUA
Zootermopsis nevadensis is the source of this 1940-nucleotide messenger RNA. The record is from RefSeq and is a predicted model, not a curated record. NCBI's taxonomy places the organism in Eukaryota, Metazoa, Arthropoda, Insecta, Blattodea, Termopsidae.